Messenger RNA from Elgaria multicarinata webbii, 2041 nucleotides. It is a transcript of the gene MGRN1, whose product is annotated as mahogunin ring finger 1. The record is from RefSeq and is a predicted model, not a curated record. Gene Ontology annotation, molecular function: ubiquitin protein ligase activity. Gene Ontology annotation, cellular component: plasma membrane; nucleus; cytoplasm. Lineage: Eukaryota; Metazoa; Chordata; Lepidosauria; Squamata; Anguidae. Gene Ontology annotation, biological process: protein ubiquitination; endosome to lysosome transport; negative regulation of G protein-coupled receptor signaling pathway. The coding region runs from base 93 to 1802 and encodes 569 amino acids. The transcript has 16 exons.
CGCAGAAGCGGCCUGCAGGCCUCCCGGACGGACCGAGACUUGUGUGGUAGUCCGACGUUCGCCGGCCUGCUCCCGCCGCCGCCGCCGCCGCCAUGGGCUCCCUGCUCAGCCGCCGCAUCGCCGGCGUGGAGGACAUCGACAUCCAGGCCAACUCGGCCUACCGGUACCCGCCCAAGUCCGGAAGCUACUUUGCCAGUCAUUUCUUCAUGGGAGGCGAGAAGUUUGACACGCCACAUCCCGAGGGCUACCUUUUUGGAGAGAACAUGGACUUGAACUUCCUUGGCAACAGGCCCGUCCAGUUCCCCUAUGUAACCCCGGCGCCUCAUGAACCGGUGAAGACACUGCGAAGCUUAGUGAACAUCCGCAAAGACUCCCUUCGCCUGGUCAGGUACAAAGAAGACGCCGACAGCCCCACGGAGGAGAGCGGGAAGCAGAAGGCCUUGUACAGCUUGGAAUUCACCUUUGACGCAGACGCCCGUGUUGCCAUCACCAUCUACUGCCAGGCGACAGAGGAGUUCCUUAGCGGCAUGGCUGUCUACAGCGCGAAGAGCCCCUGCCUGCAGUCCGAGACGGUGCACUUCAAGCGAGGGCUGAGCCAGCAGUUCUCCUUGCCGUCCUUCAAGAUUGAUUUCUCCGACUGGAAAGACGAUGAGCUGAACUUUGAUCUGGACCGAGGCAUCUUCCCCGUGGUCAUCCAGGCCGUGGUGGAUGAGGGUGAUGUUGUUGUGGAAGUGACUGGCCACGCCCACAUCCUCCUGGCUGCCUUUGAGAAGCACGUUGACGGCAGUUUCUCCGUGAAGCCCUUGAAGCAGAAGCAGAUCGUGGACCGGGUCAGUUACCUGCUCCAGGAGAUCUACGGCAUUGAGAACAAGAACAACCAGGAGACCAAGCCCUGCGAUGACGAGAACAGCGACAACAGCAACGAGUGCGUGGUGUGCCUCUCCGACCUGCGGGACACCCUCAUCCUGCCCUGCCGGCACCUCUGCCUCUGCAACUCCUGCGCCGACACCCUGCGCUACCAGGCCAACAACUGCCCCAUCUGCCGCUUGCCCUUCCGUGCCCUGCUGCAGAUCCGGGCGGUGAGGAAGAAGCCGGGGGCCCUGUCGCCUCUCUCUUUCAGCCCUGUCCUGGCGCAGACCCUGGACCACGACGAGCAUUCGUGCUCUGACAACAUCCCUCCGGGCUACGAGCCCAUCUCCCUGCUGGAAGCCCUGAACGGCCUGCGCUCCAUCUCUCCCUCCAUCCCCUCCGCUCCUCUCUACGACGAGAUCACCUACACCGGGGUGCUGGAUGGGCUCCCACUGUCCGGCAGGCCCCUGGUGGGGCUCGAUCGAGCCGUGGAGAGCGGCCACCAGAAGAGCAAGCACAGCAAGUCCCCCGACAGCGCCCUGCGCUCCCCCUCUUCACCAAUCCACGAAGAGGACGAGGAGAAGCUCUCGGAAGACUCGGACUUGCCGCCUCCGCUGGUGGGGACGGAGCGUGGGCUGCGUGAGGGCAGCUCCCCGGAGAGCCUGACAGCGGAAGAAGCAGAGGACGUCUCCUCCCUGCAGCCAGGUAGCCAGCCCCCCUCCCUCGAGGACAUCGUCCAGGAGAGCGGCGGCAGCAGCAGCGGCAGCCCCUGCGAGCCCCAGAGCCUGCCCAAACUGGAGAGUGAGCUGCCAGCCGACGUCUACCUGCCAGGCUCUUCCGACUUCGCCGGCGCCCUCCUGAGCCGCGGGAGCAGCAGCCCUGAGCAGCAGCCGCCGCCCUUCCUCUUCAGCCAGCCCCACCUCUGCGUGGAAAGCGGGCAGAGCCCGUCCUGAGCGCCUGGCUCGGGCCACAGCCACAGCCGCCACGGUGGCCGAAUGCCAAACACCUCCCGGGCCUCUGGCCUGCGAGAAGCUGCUCCUCCCUUCCCCCCCGCCCACCCGCCAGGGAUCCUUGAAGGGCCGCAGAGUGAGGCCGUUGGCCGCCCUCCCGCCGCUGGGCUCGUGCCCAGACCGCUCUCCAGCGGGGGACCUGUGUCUUUGUAGAGACGUGCAUGCACCGGCCGCGCCCCGCC